AUGCCAAUUGUUACAUUAAAUCCGGCAAGUAAAGAGGCAGGCAUUGGCGACACUGUGUUUGUUACAUGUACUGCAACUGGUAAUCCAUCACCAUCCUCAGUUCAAUGGUAUUUUAAUGGUGUUACCAUGGUACCAGAUACGAGGUAUGUUGUGUCGUCCUCUUCAUCAACAUCAUCUUUGACCAUAUAUGGCCUACAACGAAAUGACUUUUAUCGGAGUAUUACGUGUCGAGCUACGAAUAGCAUUGGAACACGAACUGUGUAUUUUUCACUGACAUCGGAACCAACAACAACAAUACCUACAACAACUGUUGACGAUUCAAUUCCAUUGGAUGGGUAUCCUACUUGUACAAGCACAGGAGUAAAUGCAUACCCGGCAGCAAAUAGAGAAGGCAAUUACGUGACUAUCACAUGUGAGUCACGUGGCGGUGAGCCUCCAUCUCAACUACAAUGGUCACGUGACUACCAGGAUGUGAAUGACAAUUACUAUACGGAUAUCUACAACAAAAGAUGGACCAGUACCUAUAGUUUAACAUUAGACAAAGAUGACAAUGGAAUCACUUUCACUUGUACGGAAACUCAUCCUAGACUUUACUUUCCGAGAACAUGCACAAUUGGGCCAAUAAAUGUACAGUAUAUGCCAAUUGUUACAUUAAAUCCGGCAAGUAAAGAAGCAGGUAUUGGCGACACUGUGUUUUCUACAUGUACUGCAACUGGUAACCCAUUACCGUCUUCAGUUGAAUGGUAUUUUAAUGGUGCUACCAUGGUACCAGAUACCAGAUAUGUUGUGUCCUCAUCUGCAUCAACAUCAUCUUUGACCAUAUAUGGUCUACAAAGAAAUGACUUUGACAAGAGUAUCACGUGUCGAGCUACAAAUACCAUUGGAACACGAACUGUGUACUUUUCACUGACAUCGGAACCAACAACAACAAUACCUACAACAACUGUUGAUGAUUCAAUUCCAUUGGAUGGGUAUCCUACUUGUACAAGCACAGGAGUAAAUGCAUACCCGGCAGCAAAUAGAGAAGGUAAUUACGUGACUAUCACAUGUGAUUCACGUGGCGGAGAGCCUCCAUCUCAACUACAGUGGUCACGUGACGACCAGGAUGUGAAUGACAAUUAUUAUACCGAUAUCUACAACAAAAGAUGGACUAGUACCUAUAGUUUAACUUUAGACAAAGAUGACAAUGGAAUCACUUUCACUUGUACGGAAACUCAUCCUAGACUUUACUUUCCGAGAACAUGCACAAUUGGGCCAAUAAAUGUACAGUAUAUGCCAAUUGUUACAUUAAAUCCGGCAAGUAAAGAAGCAGGUAUUGGCGACACUGUGUUUUCUACAUGUACUGCAACUGGUAACCCACUACCCUCUUCAGUUCAAUGGUAUUUUAAUGGUGUUACCAUGGUACCAGAUACGAGGUAUGUUGUGUCGUCCUCUUCAUCAACAUCAUCUUUGACCAUAUAUGGCCUACAACGAAAUGACUUUUAUCGGAGUAUUACGUGUCGAGCUACGAAUAGCAUUGGAACACGAACUGUGUAUUUUUCACUGACAUCGGAACCAACAACAACAAUACCUACAACAACUGUUGACGAUUCAAUUCCAUUGGAUGGGUAUCCUACUUGUACAAGCACAGGAGUAAAUGCAUACCCGGCAGCAAAUAGAGAAGGUAAUUACGUGACUAUCACAUGUGAGUCACGUGGCGGUGAGCCUCCAUCUCAACUACAAUGGUCACGUGACUACCAGGAUGUGAAUGACAAUUACUAUACGGAUAUCUACAACAAAAGAUGGACCAGUACCUAUAGUUUAACAUUAGACAAAGAUGACAAUGGAAUCACUUUCACUUGUACGGAAACUCAUCCUAGACUUUACUUUCCGAGAACAUGCACAAUUGGGCCAAUAAAUGUACAGUAUAUGCCAAUUGUUACAUUAAAUCCGGCAAGUAAAGAGGCAGGCAUUGGUGACACUGUGUUUUCUACAUGUACUGCAACUGGUAACCCACUACCCUCUUCAGUUGAAUGGUAUUUUAAUGGUGCUACCAUGGUACCAGAUACCAGAUAUGUUGUGUCCUCAUCUGCAUCAACAUCAUCUUUGACCAUAUAUGGUCUACAAAGAAAUGACUUUGACAAGAGUAUCACGUGUCGAGCUACAAAUACCAUUGGAACACGAACUGUGUACUUUUCACUGACAUCGGAACCAACAACAACAAUACCUACAACAACUGUUGAUGAUUCAAUUCCAUUGGAUGGGUAUCCUACUUGUACAAGCACAGGAGUAAAUGCAUACCCGGCAGCAAAUAGAGAAGGUAAUUACGUGACUAUCACAUGUGAUUCACGUGGCGGAGAGCCUCCAUCUCAACUACAAUGGUCACGUGACGACCAGGAUGUGAAUGACAAUUAUUAUACCGAUAUCUACAACAAAAGAUGGACUAGUACCUAUAGUUUAACAUUAGACAAAGAUGACAAUGGAAUCACUUUCACUUGUACGGAAACUCAUCCUAGACUUUACUUUCCGAGAACAUGCACAAUUGGGCCAAUAAAUGUACAGUAUAUGCCAAUUGUUACAUUAAAUCCGGCAAGUAAAGAGGCAGGCAUUGGUGACACUGUGUUUUCUACAUGUACUGCAACUGGUAACCCAGCACCAUCCUCAGUUCAAUGGUAUUUUAAUGGUGUUACCAUGGUACCAGAUACGAGGUAUGUUGUGUCGUCCUCUUCAUCAACAUCAUCUUUGACCAUAUAUGGCCUACAACGAAAUGACUUUUAUUGGAGUAUUACGUGUCGAGCUACGAAUAGCAUUGGAACACGAACUGUGUAUUUUUCACUGACAUCGGAACCAACAACAACAAUACCUACAACAACUGUUGAUGAUUCAAUUCCAUUGGAUGGGUAUCCUACUUGUACAAGCACAGGAGUAAAUGCAUACCCGGCAGCAAAUAGAGAAGGUAAUUACGUGACUAUCACAUGUGAGUCACGUGGCGGAGAGCCUCCAUCUCAACUACAAUGGUCACGUGACGACCAGGAUGUGAAUGACAAUUAUUAUACCGAUAUCUACAACAAAAGAUGGACUAGUACCUAUAGUUUAACAUUAGACAAAGAUGACAAUGGAAUCACUUUCACUUGUACGGAAACACAUCCUAGACUUUACUUUCCGAGAACAUGCACAAUUGGGCCAAUAAAUGUACAGUAUAUGCCAAUUGUUACAUUAAAUCCGGCAAGUAAAGAAGCAGGCAUUGGCGACACUGUGUUUGUUACAUGUACUGCAACUGGUAACCCAUUACCCUCUUCAGUUCAAUGGUAUUUUAAUGGUGUUACCAUGGUACCAGAAACGAGGUAUGUUGUGUCCUCAUCUGCAUCAACAUCAUCUUUGACCAUAUAUGGUCUACAAAGAAAUGACUUUGACCAGAGUAUCACGUGUCGAGCUACAAAUAGCAUUGGAACACGAACUGUGUAUUUUUCACUGACAUCGGAACCAACAACAACAAUACCUACAACAACUGUUGACGAUUCAAUUCCAUUGGAUGGGUAUCCGACUUGUACAAGCACAGGAGUAAAUGCAUACCCGGCAGCAAAUAGAGAAGGUAAUUACGUGACAAUCACAUGUGAGUCACGUGGCGGUGAGCCUCCAUCUCAACUACAAUGGUCACGUGACUACCAGGAUGUGAAUGACAAUUACUAUACGGAUAUCUACAACAAAAGAUGGACCAGUACCUAUAGUUUAACAUUAGACAAAGAUGACAAUGGAAUCACUUUCACUUGUACGGAAACUCAUCCUAGACUUUACUUUCCGAGAACAUGCACAAUUGGGCCAAUAAAUGUACAGUAUAUGCCAAUUGUUACAUUAAAUCCGGCAAGUAAAGAAGCAGGUAUUGGCGACACUGUGUUUUCUACAUGUACUGCAACUGGUAACCCACUACCCUCUUCAGUUGAAUGGUAUUUUAAUGGUGCUACCAUGGUACCAGAUACCAGAUAUGUUGUGUCCUCAUCUGCAUCAACAUCAUCUUUGACCAUAUAUGGUCUACAAAGAAAUGACUUUGACCAGAGUAUCACGUGUCGAGCUACAAAUACCAUUGGAACACGAACUGUGUACUUUUCACUGACAUCGGAACCAACAACAACAAUACCUACAACAACUGUUGAUGAUUCAAUUCCAUUGGAUGGGUAUCCUACUUGUACAAGCACAGGAGUAAAUGCAUACCCGGCAGCAAAUAGAGAAGGUAAUUACGUGACUAUCACAUGUGAUUCACGUGGCGGAGAGCCUCCAUCUCAACUACAAUGGUCACGUGACGACCAGGAUGUGAAUGACAAUUAUUAUACCGAUAUCUACAACAAAAGAUGGACUAGUACCUAUAGUUUAACAUUAGACAAAGAUGAAAAUGGAAUCACUUUCACUUGUACGGAAACUCAUCCUAGACUUUACUUUCCGAGAACAUGCACAAUUGGGCCAAUAAAUGUACAGUAUAUGCCAAUUGUUACAUUAAAUCCGGCAAGUAAAGAGGCAGGUAUUGGCGACACUGUGUUUGUUACAUGUACUGCAACUGGUAACCCAUCACCAUUCUCAGUUCAAUGGUAUUUUAAUGGUGUUACCAUGGUACCAGAUACGAGGUAUGUUGUGUCCUCAUCUGCAUCAACAUCAUCUUUGACCAUAUAUGGUCUACAAAGAAAUGACUUUGACCAGAGUAUCACGUGUCGAGCUACAAAUAGCAUUGGAACACGAACUGUGUAUUUUUCACUGACAUCGGAACCAACAACAACAAUACCUACAACAACUGUUGACGAUUCAAUUCCAUUGGAUGGGUAUCCGACUUGUACAAGCACAGGAGUAAAUGCAUACCCGGCAGCAAAUAGAGAAGGUAAUUACGUGACAAUCACAUGUGAGUCACGUGGCGGUGAGCCUCCAUCUCAACUACAAUGGUCACGUGACUACCAGGAUGUGAAUGACAAUUAUUAUACGGAUACCUACAACAAAAGAUGGACUAGUACCUAUAGUUUAACAUUAGACAAAGAUGACAAUGGAAUCACUUUCACUUGUACGGAAACUCAUCCUAGACUUUACUUUCCGAGAACAUGCACAAUUGGGCCAAUUAAUGUACAGUAUAUGCCAAUUGUUACAUUAAAUCCGGCAAGUAAAGAGGCAGGUAUUGGCGACACUGUGUUUUCUACAUGUACUGCAACUGGUAACCCAUUACCCUCUUCAGUUGAAUGGUAUUUUAAUGGUGCUACCAUGGUACCAGAUACCAGAUAUGUUGUGUCCUCAUCUGCAUCAACAUCAUCUUUGACCAUAUAUGGUCUACAAAGAAAUGACUUUGACCAGAGUAUCACGUGUCGAGCUACAAAUAGCAUUGGAACACGAACUGUGUAUUUUUCACUGACAUCGGAACCAACAACAACAAUACCUACAACAACUGUUGAUGAUUCAAUUCCAUUGGAUGGGUAUCCUACUUGUACAAGCACAGGAGUAAAUGCAUACCCGGCAGCAAAUAGAGAAGGUAAUUACGUGACUAUCACAUGUGAGUCACGUGGCGGAGAGCCUCCAUCUCAACUACAAUGGUCACGUGACGACCAGGAUGUGAAUGACAAUUAUUAUACCGAUAUCUUCAACAAAAGAUGGACUAGUACCUAUAGUUUAACAUUAGACAAAGAUGACAAUGGAAUCACUUUCAGUUGUACGGAAACACAUCCUAGACUUUACUUUCCGAGAACAUGCACAAUUGGGCCAAUAAAUGUACAGUAUAUGCCAAUUGUUACAUUAAAUCCGGCAAGUAAAGAGGCAGGCAUUGGCGACACUGUGUUUUCUACAUGUACUGCAACUGGUAAUCCAGCACCAUCCUCAGUUCAAUGGUAUUUUAAUGGUGUUACCAUGGUACCAGAUACGAGGUAUGUUGUGUCCUCAUCUGCAUCAACAUCAUCUUUGACCAUAUAUGGCCUACAACGAAAUGACUUUUAUCGGAGUAUCACGUGUCGAGCUACGAAUAGCAUUGGAACACGAACUGAGUAUUUUUCACUAACAUCAGAACCAACAUCAACAAUACCUACAACAACUGUUGAUGAUUCAAUUCCAUUGGAUGGGUAUCCUACUUGUACAAGCACAGGAGUAAAUGCAUACCCGGCAGCAAAUAGAGAAGGUAAUUACGUGACUAUCACAUGUGAGUCACGUGGCGGAGAGCCUCCAUCUCAACUACAAUGGUCACAUGACUACCAGGAUGUGAAUGACUAUUAUUAUACGGAUACCUACAACAAAAGAUGGACUAGUACCUAUAGUUUAACUUUAGACAAAGAUGACAAUGGAAUCACUUUCACUUGUACGGAAACUCAUCCUAGACUUUACUUUCCGAGAACAUGCACAAUUGGGCCAAUUAAUGUACAGUAUAUGCCAAUUGUUACAUUAAAUCCGACA
Messenger RNA from Saccoglossus kowalevskii, 6387 nucleotides. Its product is annotated as hemicentin-1-like. The record is from RefSeq and is a predicted model, not a curated record. Lineage: Eukaryota; Metazoa; Hemichordata; Enteropneusta; Harrimaniidae.